CGGGAGAGGCCACAACAGUGAGAGGCCCGCGUACAGCAAAAAAAAAAAAAAAAUGUUAAAUGCAGGCUCUUGUCACCUCCUUGCUGAGUUGUUGCAACCCCCCCCCCAACUGUUCUCCACACUUCUGGUUUCCCCUGCAGACCCCAACUCCCAUUUCUCAAUUCAUUCUUCAUGUAGCAUCCAGACUCAUGUUUUAAAUAUACCAAUCUGGGUGGGUCCCUCUCUCACUCAAAACUUUUGGUAGCUCCCCAUCACAAUUACAAUGAAAUCCAAACCUCUUUUCUUGGUUUUAAACCCCUCAGGAUGUGGUCUCAGCUUACCUCCCAAGCCUCAUCUCUGUUCCUUUUAUGUGUACUCACUUGCACAGGUUAGUGCACUUCAUACUCUCUUUUACCUCCAGUCUUUGCACCUUCUAUUCCCUCUAUCAGGAACGCCCUUCACCAUCUUUGCCUUGAUACUAAUGCCUGAAUCACCUCUCCCCCAGGCCAAGUCUGAUGGCUUUACUGUGGGCUGCCAUAAGCCCACUGUCACGGAACCCACACUAGUCUUUGAGCUCCCAGAGGUCAGGACGCUCAGUAAAUGUUUGUGAAAUAGGAAGCUAAAGAGAUGGAAUGAAGGAAUUCCCUGGUGGUCCAGUGGUUAGGACACCGCACUUUCAUUGCCGUGGCCCGGGUUCAAUCCCUGGUCAGGAAACUAAGAUCCUGCAAGCCACGAGGCACAGCCAAAAAAACCCAAAGAGAUGGAAUGAAAAGAAGUAAUAGGUUAGACUAGGAAGGCAUGAAAGGCAAAGUUGCAGGGCCUCAAGUAGCGGGGAGGAAAACAGAACUAGCUGAUGCACACCCUGAAUAUCACUUACGUGCCACAGGACACCAAGACACCUCAGGAACUUUCUGCCCAGUGCAACAGAGGGAGGGCUUCAGUUUCCAUCACCACCAUCCUCAGCCCCAGCCCCUCCAAAAACCUCCAAAUGAAAGCAUAACAAGCUAGUAAGAGGAAUAAUAAUAUUUGAGGGGCCAAUUGUUAUUUUCUCAAUCUCAUGAAAUGUGACUAAAAUCAUCUUUAGAAACCUUGCUUUUUUUUUUUUAACCUGCAACCUGCAAGCUAAGUGAAAACUCCCUCAUGUUCAAGAACAUUCAUAUCAACAUUUUUCAUACUAGCCAAAAACUAGAAACGAACCAAAUGCCCAUUAACAGAAAAAUAGAUAAGUAAAUUAGAGUAUAUUCACACAACAUCACAUCACAAUGAAAUAAAAAUCACUGAUACACACAACAAUAUACAUGAAUCUCACAAACAUAACGUCGAGAGAAAGAAGCCAAACACAGAUGAGUAGAGUCUGUGUGAUUUCAUGUGUAUGAGGCUCAGAAGCUGGAAGAACUAAUCUAUAGUUGUAGAGGUCAGAAAGUGGUUGGUUAUCUUUGGAAGGUAUGAACUGGGAGGGGGCACAAGAGAACCCUCUGGGGACCUAAAACUAUGUUGAACUGGAUGGUGGCUACAUGGCUAUAAACAGAUGGAAGAGUUCAUCAGGCUGUCCACUUAGGAGAAGUGCACCUCACUGUACCUGAGUUCUGCAUCAAUAGAAGGGGGAAAUCCUUAAUGAUUUUACAACAGUGUAUUGGCUUUACAAGUGCAGCUGCAAGACAAGUCCCUUUGCUGUCCCCACUCCGCCCUAGGUCACCACCCUUAAGCUCCACCUGUGUGGAAUUCUGAAGCAUCCCCUGUAGAGAACUUUAGCAAUUGCCACAUUCCUUGAUCCUGGAAUGUGUUUGUUUGGGGUUAUAUAAAUCUGAUCUGUGGAGCCCACCUGAGGUUGGGAUGAGGUGGAGGGCAUCCUUCAGCAGUGAGACAAGACCUCAUCAUACGUGAGUUCAUGGCUCAUCGUGAGCUGAAUCUUCCAAACCAGAACACUUUUGAGAGUAAAAGGGGGUCCAUGAAUAUUUCUACCAGGACAACAGGCAUAACCCAGGAUGUACCAGGCAGGAGGGAAUAUAAUGGAACUUUUGAUAUGAAACCUUCCAGGCAAACUGGAAAAUACACACACUGGGACAAGUGUGACUUGAGUCUCUGGGACAAGGACAGGGGUGCAAGAGGAGGAAACGUGCACAGAGAGAAGCCUGUAACCAGCCAAGGGUGCAGAGGUGUUAUACAUAAUCGCUCUUCAGGGAACCGGGCCUCCAGCCCACGCCCCAGCUGCUCCCCUUCUCCUCGUCCUCUGAAUUUACUGUCCCUUCUCUGGAACUCCUAAGCCUGACCCCCGCUCCCUGGCCCUCCCAGCCCACGGUUCCCCUGACCCCACUCCCUUUCCCAGAACUCAGUCGUCUGAGCCCCCAGCCUGCGGUUCUCUCCUAGGCCUCAGCCUUUCCUGCCUUCGACUGAAACAGCAGCAUCUUCUAAGCCCUGGGGGCUUCCCCGGGCCCCAGCCCCGGCCUAGAACCCGCCCGCCGCCUGCCACGCUGCCACUGCCGCUUCCUCUAUAAAGGGACCCAGGCGUCCCGGCCAAGGGGCCCCGCACAGCAGGUUCUCCCCAUGACACCACCUGGACGUCUCUACCUCCUGAGGGUGUGCAGCACCCCCCUACUCCUCCUCCUUCUGGGACUGCUGCUGGCCCUGCCGCCCGAGGCCCAGGGGCUCUCUGGUGUUGGCCUCCCACCCUCAACUGCACAGCCUGCCCAUCAGCACCCCCCGAAUCACUUCACCCGAGGCACCUUCAAACCUGCUGCUCACCUUGUUGGAGACCCCAGCACCCAGGACUCACUGCGCUGGAGAGCGAACACGGAUCGCGCCUUCCUCCGCCACGGCUUCUCUCUGAGCAACAAUUCCCUCCUGGUCCCCACCAGUGGCCUCUACUUCGUCUACUCCCAGGUGGUCUUCUCUGGGGAAGGCUGCUUCCCCAAGGCCACCCCCACCCCUCUCUACCUGGCCCACGAGGUCCAGCUCUUCUCCUCCCAGUACCCAUUCCACGUGCCUCUCCUCAGCGCUCAGAAGUCCGUGUGCCCAGGGCCACAGGGACCUUGGGUGCGCUCGGUGUACCAGGGGGCUGUGUUCCUGCUCACCCGGGGAGACCAGCUAUCCACUCACACAGACGGCAUCUCCCACCUGCUCCUCAGCCCCAGUAGCGUCUUCUUCGGAGCCUUCGCUCUAUAGAAAAAUCCAGAAAGAAAAAAUUUGGUUUCAAGGCCUUCUCCCCAUUUUGCCUCCAUUCUGACCACUUCAGGGGUCACCACACCUCUCUUUUGACCAUUCCAUCAGUCUCAAGUCUUCCCCCGUUCUCGGCACCUGGAGCUUCCAAAGAAGGAACUCUAGGCACCCCAGGGGACCACACCUUCCUGAACCACCCCGGAUGCUCGGCUGAGGACUUCAAGCCUGCCUGGAAAUGCCCACCCAGAGCCCUUCGUCUGCCCUGCCCGUCUAGGGGGCCUUGCCCUGGACAUGGAAGGGGAGCUGACACAUGAGGGAGCUUGAGUGGAUGACUGGGGGCAGGGAGGGGGGUUAUUUAUGAAGGGAAAAAAUUUUAAAUUAUUUAUUUAUGGAGGAUGGAGAGAAGGGGGACGGCAGAAGAAAGAGAUAAUACACCCAAGAGACGGAGAGUGAGAGGGCGUGGGCACAAGGAUGACCUAGCAAGAGAGAAAAAGAGUGGGUCUGAGGGACCAAGGGGCUCUGGAAGGAAGUGAAAGGCUCCUAAGAGCCAGCCAUUGCCUGACUGGACAACCCACGAGGAGACGUCUGACCCUUG
Molecule: messenger RNA, 3730 nt
Organism: Globicephala melas (long-finned pilot whale)
Lineage: Eukaryota; Metazoa; Chordata; Mammalia; Artiodactyla; Delphinidae
Gene: LTA
Product: lymphotoxin alpha
Biological process (GO): immune response
Cellular component (GO): membrane
Molecular function (GO): tumor necrosis factor receptor binding
Source: RefSeq, a predicted model, not a curated record